This is a messenger RNA of Camellia sinensis, 1448 nucleotides long. RefSeq lists its product as uncharacterized. Lineage: Eukaryota; Viridiplantae; Streptophyta; Magnoliopsida; Ericales; Theaceae. The record is from RefSeq and is a predicted model, not a curated record.
UUCCUCCUCCGUUCUCUCUCUCUCUCUCUGUAUAAAUCUUUCCAUCUUCAACUAUCCUACAACCUCUUAUCGGCUUCAACCUUAUUUCUGAUACAGAGAGAGAGAGAAAGAGAGAGAGAGAAACCAAAAUGGAGUUAGAGGUGAUGAUACCAUCACCAGCUGUGGAUUUCAACUUCGACAGCUCAUGCACUACUCCAUACAUAAGCGCUCCUUCAAGCCCUCAGCGGAUCGGCAACUUCUUCUUCAGCGCCCCCACCAGCCCCACUCGCUCCUCCUCCUUCUUCCUCGACUUCAACUCUCUCUCCGCCGACUCCUCCUCCUCCGCCUCUCUUCCCUUGACUAUCCCCUUCAAUUGGGAACAGAGUCCCGGAAUUCCCAAAUCAAAACUCCCAAUCAACCAAGACACCGAUUUCGAAUUCGAUUUCAGCGGACACUUACAGAGAACUUCCCUCUCCGCCGACGAGCUCUUCGACGGCGGCAAGAUCAAGCCUCUCAAGCCACCGCCUCGCUUGCAAUUCACCGACCAUGAUUCUCCGCGAUCACCCAGAUCUCCCACCAAAAUUUUCAAAGAAGCUCUGUCGCCGCGCCAUAAGAAGAGAGAUUUCGAUCCUUUUGCGGCGGCGAUGGAACAGACUCGAAGAGAGAGUAACGAUAAUCAACAACAACAAAAGAAGAGAAAUGAAGAAAAGCAAGAGCGAGGGAGAGAGAGGAUGUUGAAUUCAUCGGCUUCGAAGAGUCGUAGACAGAAAGGGACUAGAUCUCUGUCUCCAUUUAGGGUUUGCGACCUCUUCGAAAGCGAAAGCAAUCAACGACUACAACAACAACAACAACAACAACAGAGUUCCAUUUCUUCUUCUUCUUCAACAUCCACUAAAACAAAUCCAAAUUCGAAUUCGUUUUCGUUUUCGACUUCGGCUUGGAGAGGAUACAAGAAGUGGAGACUGAAGGACUUUUUGCUGUUCCGAAGUGCUUCGGAAGGUCGAGCGUCGAGCAAGGAUCCAUUGAACAAGUACUCGUUGAUCAACAAGAGUACUACUGAGGAAGUCAAGAACUCCAGCUUCCGGUCGACGGAGACUGGCGGUUCUUCCAGGAGGAGGGGGCCGGCGGUGUCGGCUCACGAGUUGCACUACACGGCUAACAGGGCGGUGGCGGAGGAGAUGAGGAAGAAGACUAUAUUACCGUACAAGCAUGGGCUGUUGGGUUGUUUGGGCUUCAAUCCAACCGUUAAUAGCAUCUCCAAAGGGCUUGGUUCUCUGACACGUGGAUGAUCCAGAUUUCUCUAUCUGCAUCUGUCUCUCUGUCUCUUGUUUUUGCUCUCAAUCUCAAAUGUAUACAGAAUUUGUCUAUUUUUGUGUUUUUAUUUAUUUAAAUUGUGUUAUUGGUAUUUAUGUGCCCAAAAUGAAUUUAAACGAAAAUAAUAAUGUACAGAAAUAUGUUGAACUGCCUUA